AUGGGUCCCACCGCCUGCGUUCUAGUGCUCGCUCUGGCUGCCAUGAGUGCGACCGGACAGGGCCAGAUCCCCCUGGGUGGAGACCUGGCCCCACAGAUGCUGCGAGAACUUCAGGAGACCAACGCGGCGCUGCAGGACGUGAGGGAGCUGUUGAGACAGCAGGUCAAGGAGAUCACGUUCCUGAAGAAUACAGUGAUGGAAUGUGACGCAUGCGGGAUGCAGUCCGCGCGCACUCCGGGCCUGAGCGUGCGGCCAGUAUCGCUCUGCGCUCCGAGCUCCUGCUUCCCCGGCGUGGUCUGCACGGAGACGGCGAACGGCGCGCGCUGCGGCCCCUGCCCUCCCGGCUACACUGGCAACGGCUCGCACUGCACCGACGUUAAUGAGUGCAACGCUCACCCCUGUUUCCCGCGCGUGCGGUGCGUCAAUACCAGCCCUGGCUUUCACUGCGAUGUCUGUCCGCCUGGGUACAGCGGCCCCACCCACGAGGGCGUGGGGCUGGCCUUCGCCAAGACCAACAAACAGGUUUGCACGGAUAUUAACGAGUGUGAGACCGGGCAACACAACUGCGUCCCAAACUCCAUGUGUGUCAAUACCCGGGGCUCCUUCCAGUGUGGCCCCUGCCAGCCCGGCUUCGUGGGUAACCAGACGUCAGGCUGCCAGCGGCGUGGGCAGCGCUUCUGUCCCGAUCGGUCACCCAGCCCGUGCCAUGAGAAAGCGGACUGCGUCCUGGAGCGCGACGGUUCGAGGUCCUGUGUGUGUGCAAUCGGUUGGGCCGGCAACGGGCUCCUCUGCGGCCGCGACACGGACCUGGAUGGUUUCCCGGACGAGAAGCUGCGCUGCUCAGAGCGCCAUUGCCGCAAGGAUAACUGCGGGACGGUGCCCAACUCGGGCCAGGAGGACGUGGACCGCGACGGCAUCGGAGACGCUUGCGACCCGGACGCGGAUGGGGAUGGAAUCCCCAACGAGCAGGACAACUGCCCGCUGGUUCGAAACCCAGACCAGCGCAACUCGGACAGCGAUAAGUGGGGAGAUGCUUGUGACAACUGCCGGUCCCAGAAGAAUGAUGACCAGAAAGAUACAGACCAGGAUGGCCGGGGCGAUGCCUGUGACGACGACAUUGAUGGCGACAGAAUAAAAAAUGUAGCUGACAACUGUCCCAGGGUGCCCAACGCUGACCAGAGUGACAGCGAUGGUGAUGGCGUUGGGGAUGCCUGUGACAACUGUCCCCAGAAAGACAACCCGGAUCAGAGAGAUGUGGAUCACGACUUUGUGGGCGAUGCCUGUGACAGCGACCAGGACCAGGAUGGGGAUGGACACCAGGAUUCCUGGGACAACUGCCCCACAGUGCCCAACAGCGCCCAGCAGGACUCGGACCACGAUGGCGAGGGCGAUGCCUGUGAUGACGACGACGACAACGACGGAGUCCCUGACAACCAGGACAACUGCCGCCUGGUGCCCAACUCGGGCCAGGAGGACAGUGACAGGGAUGGCGUGGGUGACGCGUGUCAGGGCGACUUUGACGCUGACAAGGUCGUAGACAAGAUCGACGUGUGCCCCGAGAAUGCGGAGGUCACUCUCACCGACUUCAGGGCCUUCCAGACCGUAGUGCUGGAUCCCGAGGGGGAUGCGCAGAUUGAUCCCAACUGGGUGGUGCUCAAUCAGGGAAUGGAGAUCGUGCAGACCAUGAACAGCGACCCUGGCCUAGCUGUGGGUUACACAGCCUUCAAUGGCGUAGACUUCGAGGGCACAUUCCAUGUGAACACGGUCACUGAUGAUGACUAUGCUGGCUUCAUCUUCGGUUACCAGGACAGCUCGAGUUUCUACGUGGUCAUGUGGAAACAGAUGGAGCAGACAUACUGGCAGGCCAACCCCUUCCGGGCGGUGGCCGAACCAGGGAUCCAGCUCAAGGCUGUCAAGUCCUCCACGGGUCCUGGGGAACAGCUCCGAAAUGCACUGUGGCACACGGGGGACACAGCAUCCCAGGUGCGGCUGCUGUGGAAGGAUCCUCGCAAUGUGGGCUGGAAGGAUAAGACCUCCUACCGCUGGUUCCUGCAGCACCGGCCUCAAGUUGGCUACAUCAGGGUGCGAUUCUAUGAGGGUCCUGAGCUAGUGGCUGACAGCAACGUGGUGCUGGACACGGCCAUGCGUGGUGGUCGCCUGGGUGUCUUCUGCUUCUCCCAAGAGAACAUCAUCUGGGCUAACCUGCGCUACCGCUGCAAUGAUACACUCCCUGAGGACUACGGGAAUCACCAGCUGCAGAGGGCCUAG
Molecule: messenger RNA, 2268 nt
Organism: Arvicola amphibius (Eurasian water vole)
Lineage: Eukaryota; Metazoa; Chordata; Mammalia; Rodentia; Cricetidae
Gene: Comp
Product: cartilage oligomeric matrix protein
Exons: 19
Coding region: 1-2268 (755 amino acids)
Biological process (GO): cell adhesion
Cellular component (GO): extracellular region
Molecular function (GO): calcium ion binding
Source: RefSeq, a predicted model, not a curated record